GGCAACACUGCUUUCGAAUGACAUUUGAAUCAGCGUGCAUCCACAACACACGUGCGAUUGUCGGCGCUAUUUAGUGAAACAAAAUACUUUUUUUGAAAAUAAGAGGUGUGCAACUAGUGAAUCAAUUUUACAACAUGGACCCAUUUGAUGAAAAUGCCAUCAACAGUUCCGAUGACGAAGAUACGGACAUUAUCGAUGAAAACACCUGCACUGAUGCUGAGCUAAAUGAGUUAUUUUCAAAUCAAUACCAUUUGACGUCCGAGGAAUGUGUUUCACUGAAAAGGACCUACAUUCUACAUAUGGCCUCGUCUAAAUCAUUCGACAGAAUUAUCACCGGAACGUCGUCUGGAUCAGUGCAUUUGUAUGACAUUGCAAGCGGGCUCUCAAAACUAAAGACACCAAAGUGUUUGGAUGAUUUAAGCAGUUCAAUUACAGGAGUAAAGUAUGCAAGUUCGUCGCUAGAAUCAGUGCUAGUUUCGACAGCUGAAAGCGUUCUUAUGGUAGAUCUACGCAGCGAUGAAAUUGUUCAUACUUUUAGCGAUGACCGCGAUUCUGUCCGAAAGAAACCGUUGAACAGUUUCGACAUUAACCACAACGAUCGAAUUGUAUGCGCUGGCACUGAACAAGGUGAUCAGGAAGCCUAUCUUCUUUUCUUUGAUGUUCGGAAAAAGGCUCUACUCGGUGCCUAUUGGGACAGUCAUCAGGAUGACAUUACCGACGUCAAAUUUCAUUCAAAAAAUCCCGACCUAAUUUUGAGUGGAUCAACAGAUGGUUUGAUUUGCGCAUUUGACAUAUCGCAAACGGACGAGGACGAUGCACUACUUUGCACACUGAAUACAGACAGUAGCGUUGGAAACAUAAACUGGCAUGAAAAUUCUAUGGGAAAGGAUUUGGUGUCAUGCAUUACACACACGAACGAUCUGCAAUUGUUCAACGCAGAAGAUUUCGAUGAAGCUGAGCUCCUUAAAACAUUUGACCGAGAAACAGUUGCUCAGCACAUAAAGAGAAAAUCCGUCAUGGAUUGCACUUUAAUCGGCUGUCACAACACGUCGAAUAAUGAAAUCUUAUUGCUAGCUGGUUCCAACUACGAAAAGGGGAGGUGUCUACGAAGUCUUGUGUAUCGGAAUGAAACUCUUGUACCAUCAACUGACUUUGUGGGAAAUAAGCAGAUCGUCCGGACUAGUUUGUUCAAUGCAAAGACUAAUAUGUUAAUAACCGGCGGUGAAAAUGGAUUGAUAACAAUUUGGUCGAUUGGUGCAGCCGCAAAUACAAACACGAGCGUGAAUAAGUCAAGCAAGCUAAAAGAAAAGGCUCACAAGAAACACAAAAGUGCACCUUAUUGAACUGAGUGAAAUAAAUGACUAAUUGAAAAU
This is a messenger RNA of Bradysia coprophila, 1373 nucleotides long. Its product is annotated as WD repeat-containing protein 89. The record is from RefSeq and is a predicted model, not a curated record. Gene Ontology annotation, molecular function: protein binding. NCBI's taxonomy places the organism in Eukaryota, Metazoa, Arthropoda, Insecta, Diptera, Sciaridae.